Messenger RNA from Pelmatolapia mariae (spotted tilapia), 4427 nucleotides. RefSeq names its product WWC family member 3 (gene wwc3). The record is from RefSeq and is a predicted model, not a curated record. Gene Ontology annotation, molecular function: kinase binding; molecular adaptor activity. Gene Ontology annotation, biological process: regulation of DNA-templated transcription; negative regulation of organ growth; regulation of hippo signaling. The coding region runs from base 281 to 3820 and encodes 1179 amino acids. The transcript is spliced from 22 exons. Lineage: Eukaryota; Metazoa; Chordata; Actinopteri; Cichliformes; Cichlidae. Gene Ontology annotation, cellular component: cytoplasm.
AAUAUGGACACGGGGAAUGAAAUAUGGCGGAUAAGGCGAACAUGGAGAAACGAGCACUGAGAGAGCCCCGCCGCGCUGAUUUUGGAGGGUUGUAGAAAGAAGAAGAGGAAAGUGGAUGUACCUCCGGUGGGACUUUUUCCAGCCUCGGUGGAAAGUUUUGUAUCUGCGUUUCUUUUCUCCAGCGCGUCCAGGUCGAUUGGUUGUAAUGCAGUGAGGAGCGACUUUUUCAGGGGGAUAAAAGCAGGGCAGGGGGCUGCAGCCCUCUCACCGUCUCGACGCUAUGCCGUGGGUCAGCGGCGGAAAGCGGAGAGAGAGCUCGGAACUGCCGCUGCCCGCGGGCUGGGAGGAAGCCCGGGAUUACGAUGGCAGAGUGUUUUUCAUCGACCACAACACCCGGCAAACUUCAUGGAUUGACCCCAGAGAUAGGAUCACCAAACCGCUGACGUUUGCCGACUGUGUUGGAGAUGAACUGCCUCUCGGGUGGGAGGAAGUUUAUGACCAACAAGUGGGAGUUUACUACAUUGACCACAUUAACAAGACCACCCAGAUUGAGAACCCGCGGACUCAAUGGCGGCAGGAGCAGGAGCACAUGCUGAAGGAGUACCUUGUGGUGGCCCAGGAGGCCCUCAAAGCCAAGAAGGAGAUAUACCUGGUCAAGCAACAGCGACUGGAGCUGGCUCAGCAGGAAAUGAUGCUCUUCCACGAGCUCUCUGAGGACAAUCGCUCCAUCACCAGCACGGUCUCUGGCUCCUCCUCAAACGCGAAAUACGACCCUGACCAAAUCAAAAUGGAAAUAGCCUGUAGACGAGAGCGGCUUUCCAGACUGAAGCAGGAGCUGGCCCAGGUGAAGCAGGAGCUGCAGUAUAAGGAAAUGGGAGUGGAGACCCUGCAGGAGAUUGACAGAAAGAUGUCCUCCAGUCAGACAAACUACAAGCUGGACGAGGCUCAAGCCAUCUUCAACGAACUGCGUAGCAUCAAGAAGGCCAUCAGCACAGGCGAGAAGGAGAGGCAGGACCUCAUCCAGAGCCUGGCUAAGCUGACUGUUAACUUUCAAAGCAGCUUGUCGGUGAGCGAUUCGGCCAGCGAGGUGGUGAACAGCACUGGAACCGUGGGUGACUCGUGCAAUCUGCAGCAGUACUGUGACACUGGCUGUCAGACUGACAUCAUGGGGGAGUGUGUUUCCCAAGACUCCUCAUAUUUGGUUGACAAAGUGAAACUGAACUGGCAGUACGAGGAAGCCAAGAAAAAGGUGCAGAGCAUACAGCACCAGCUAGCACAGCUGGACAGUGAGAGCUGGUCGGGCCGGGCCGAGGCAGACCGCGACCGGGACUUCUUGCAACUCCUGCGCGAGAAGGAGGCCCUCCUGCAGGAGAUCAUUCAUGUCAGCAAGCAGCAGCACCCGCCGGAGAAGCUGCUGGAGCUGGAGGAGGAGCGCUCCAGGCUGGAGGAGGAGGUGCAGAGGGCACAGAGCUCCCAAAGCCAGGGAGCCAAUCAGAGGAUCCUGCAGCAGGAGAAGAGGAAUGUUCUGCUCAGACAGCUGGAGGAGGCAACACGCAUCACCACCUACCUUCACUCCCAGCUGAAAAGCCUGUCGGCCAGUUCUCUGACCGUGUCGUCCAGCAGCAGCCGCGGCUCUUUAGCCUCCAGUCGGGGUUCCCUGGCGUCCAGCCGAGGCUCCCUCAGCUCCAUCAGUUUCAGUGACAUCUACGGUCUCCCCCAAUAUGAGCGCCACGAGGGCGCUGGAGAGCCCCUUGACCCUCACCUCCGUUACCUGCUUCCCCCAGAGACCGUCUCCAGAGACUGCUCCAUGUUUACCCCCGACCCUCUGACCCAGAGCAAAACCAAACGCUCCCACGACACCCCGCAGUCCCUGGCUUCGCUGUCCUCCCGCUCCUCGCUCUCCUCCCUGUCACCGCCCAGCUCGCCAAUGGACACGCCCUACCACUCUGCCCCUCAGGACUGUCCCCUCACCCAGAUGACGGAGGAAUACAUGGAGCAGGCGGGCCGCGGUAUUUUAGAGGGGCUACGAGCACAGUCACAAACCCUAUCACACACCUCCAUGAUAAGCAGUGAGGAAACGGUCAGCCCGGCCGCUGUGCAUCAACUGGAUAACAAGAUUCACAGAGACAGUGGGGCUCAGGCGGCUUUCACCUCCACAGGAGUUACUCUGAGGGGAAACAGUGCCAACAGAAGUGGCAGGAGAGCAAGGAGAGUCUCUGCAGGUGUUUCUGAGGAUGCUCUGGCCACCGACAGCGGGGUGUUUGAGGCCUGGGGCAGAAGGGCGGAGGAGUUUGAUGAGAUGUCAUACAUGAAAGAGCUGACGUCUGCGAGCGAGCCCACCCAGAUCCAACUGGGACUGCUGUGGGAGUCCAGUUCUCAGUCUCUGCGACUGCAUCUGUUACAAGUCAAAAAUUUAAAUAGGUCAAUUGUGAGAGACGGCUAUAAAGUGUAUGUGAAGGUGCACCUGAUUUCACUGGACGCCAGCAGGGCCUGUGCGUUUUACUGUUGUACAGCAUUGGAGCCACAAUCCCAGAUGACUUUCAACGAAGGCUUCCGCAUUCCUGUCCCAGCAAACGCCCUGGCGGUGUGCGUUCUGCAGCUGUCUGUCUGCUCACUGGGACCUCAGGCUCAGGAAGAGCUGCUGGGUAAAGCCCAGGUGAGCCUGGCAGAUUGUGAGGGGAGCCCAGAGAUGGUUUACCACUGGCUGCGAGUGCAGAUGUUGAGUGGGACAGAGUCACAGAGGCCUGAACAGAGGAACGUCAUCCAACGCAGACACCAGGAUGGCCAGGUUGACGAACAAAGGCCCGGAGCCAUGGACACUGCAUGCAAUCUGCUGUCACGCAACACCCCCACCCACCUGGAGGAGCGGGAGAAGAAGGACGAGCCUGGGGAGGCAGCGUCGGAAAGGAGUUGGCAGGCGGAGUCAAUCGACAGCGGCUGCAGCAACAGCAUUGCAUUCGCCGCUCCCUGCUCAGAGGGCCUGUGUGCAGAGGGAAUCUGCAUCACCACCGGAGGACGCUGUGACCAGACAGUCUGCAAACCCUCAACAAUCAAGGUAGAAAAGGCGACCAUGACAGAAGGCAUGUUCCCAGAGCCGGUGCGAGUCCGACCUAAAGAGCGGGGAGCCCGCUGGGGUCACGCCUCGCCGUUCAUGCGUGGUAGCACCAUCGUUCGCUCCCAGACCUUCUCACCGGGCGCUCGUAAUCAGUAUGUGUGCAGGCUGUAUCGCAGUGACAGUGACAGCUCAACUCUACCAAAGAAGUCGCCUUUUGUUAGAAACACAUUGGAAAGAAGAACACUGCGAUAUAAGCAGGUACGUUGUCAUUAUGUCUCUUUCACCCUGUACCUGUACGGGUUUUCUUGUCAUUUACCUGAGGUGUCUGUGUGUGAGCAGCAGUCGUACCGCUCCCCCCUUGCCGAGCAGCCGACGCGCACCUCCCUGGACCUGGAGCUGGAUCUCCAGGCCUGCAGGACCCGUCAGAGGCAGCUGAUGGAGGAGCUGAGCGCCCUGAGAGAGCUGAAGCUGCGACUGGAGGAGCCGCAGUCCAGGGAGGCCACCGAGCUCCCCAACUGGGCGCUGAGGGACGAGCGCUUUCGAUGCCUGCUCAGAGAGGCCCAGAGACAGGCCAACCAAAGCAAGCAGGAGCAACGUCAGGAAGAGGCGGCAGAGAGGAGGCUGAGAAAGGCUUCUAAGGAGGUUCUACAGAUGAGAGGGCAGAGCCAGAAGGAGCCGCUGCCUGUGCAGACGUUCAGAGAGAAGAUGGCUUUUUUCACAAGACCAAGGUUCAACAUACCUCCUUUGCCGGCUGACGAUGUAUGAGAGCUCGUCUCUGUAUUAUGUGACUAAACAUGAAGUAUUUGUGCUCUUUUUUUUUUUUCUUUUUGAGCUCAUGAAGUACCAAGAUUUCUUCGAAGGCCACAGGCGACGUGACCAGCAGACUAUGAAGACUCAAAGCUCAAAGGUUUCACAUUUUCAGAAACAUUUGUGUGAUUAUUGUAAACACAAACACACUAAAGAUGCACAGUUAUUGACGACAGCGCGGCUGCUCGUUUCCUUUUUGAGGAAAGUGACUUCCGAACAAUCUCCCUCUCUACUCCUGUAUGACUAUCUUCUGUUUGUGCUUACAAAAGGCUGGAAGACGGGAACAAAAGUCAGUUUGAACAAAUUCACUGUACUGUAACUUAUUUUAUAGUACUUUUCCUUGAAGGAAAUAAAAAAGAACUCUUCCUGCUUUUUUUAAGUGUAUUUUGUAGCUUUGAACAAAUAGCACUUCAGUGUUUUUACAUACAGUAAAAUUGAAUUAUUGUCUGAUUUGUCUCCUAAUUCUUAAGAGUUAUUUGCAUAAAAAGUCACUUUGUAAUCCACUUUUGUUACAGAUGUCAUUGUCCUUUUAUUGUUAUUAAAAUUAAUAUUAUUUCAUGUACUU